GUUGGUUCGGUCGCCGAGAGAAGGCGAACGGGAGAAGGCGGAGAGAAGCUGUGGAGGGACGCCACGGCACCGUAGGCGCACCGGCGAAGCUCUUUGCACAGGACAACAACGUCAAGAGCACAGGACACUCCUGGAGGGGUAUACGAUUUCCAAAGAAGAGGAGGUGGAAGGAGCGGGAGACACUUAAUUCUUAAACUAUCGUGGGGAUUACAGAGAGGCACCGUCACAGCAGCUUUCAUCCAGAAGUUGACCCACAGAAGAUGAUGUGCUAAUGUCUUGAGCUGAGGGGUCCUGAUUUCAUCCCCACUCAACUUUGUCCAUUCUCACACCUGAGACGCUUUUGAUCAGGCACCAACAGUAAUCACCACCUCCACCUUUUCCCCAUUCCCCCUUCCCAGUCUGCCGUCACAAUGGCGUCGGAGCUGGAGAGCAGCCUGACGUCCAUGGAUUGGCUUCCUCAGCUGACCAUGCAGGCAGCCAUCCGCAAGGCUGAUGCCCAGAAUGCCCAUGGGCCAGGCAUGGGCAAGAAGAGUACCCUACUGGAUCAUAACACCACUUUGGAUCAGGAGGAGGUGCAGCAGCACAAAGACGGCAAGCCUCCCUACAGCUACGCCAGCCUUAUCACGUUUGCUAUCAACAGCUCGCCAAAGAAGAAGAUGACACUGAGCGAGAUCUACCAGUGGAUCUGUGAUAACUUUCCUUACUACAGGGAGGCGGGCAGUGGCUGGAAGAACUCAAUACGGCACAACCUGUCAUUGAACAAAUGUUUUCUCAAAGUGCCUCGCUCCAAAGAUGACCCUGGAAAGGGCUCUUAUUGGGCCAUUGACACCAAUCCAAAGGAGGAUGCCUUGCCUACCCGGCCAAAGAAGAGGCCGCGGUCUGGAGAGCGGGCUUCCACGCCGUACAGCCUGGAUUCAGAGUCUUUGGGGAUGGACUGUAUGAUCUCUGGAAGUGCCUCUCCAACGCUGGCAAUCAACACUGUGACUAACAAGGUGGCGUUGUAUAACACAGACCAGGAUGGGAGUGAUAGUCCAAGAAGCAGCCUUAACAACAGCCUGUCUGAUCAGAGUCUUGCCUCCGUCAAUCUCAACAGUGUGGGCAGUGUUCACAGCUAUACACCGGUGACCAGUCACUCAGAACCCGUGUCCCAGUCUAUGAGCUUGCAGCAGCCUCCCCAGUCCCAGUACAAUAUGCCAGACAGGGACAAGCAGCUCCUUUUCUCAGAAUUUGAAGAUCUCAGUGCCUCCUUCCGCAGCCUUUACAAGUCCGUUUUUGAGCAGUCCUUCAGCCACCAAGGUUUGAUGGGCAUACCAUCAGAUUCGUCCCAGCAGACCCACACCUCUUGCUCCUAUCAGCACUCCCCUAGUGGCACCAUCGGCACUCAGAACAAUCUGUCAAACAACCAACCCAACAACCACCCCAACAACCACUCUGCCAACAGUGGUCAAGUGCCCCUAUCCCAUCCUGCCCAGGCCCACCCUGGCCACGGCUCACCACACGCGCAGCACCUGUCUCAACAUAGUGGCCCCCACAACCAACACGGCCAGCACAGCCAGCACUCUCAGCACCCGCAACACCCUCAGCACCCUCAACACGCUGCACACGCCCAGCAUGGGCAGCACCCAUCGCAGCACCCUUCCCACGCCCAGCACCAAUCCCAACAUACGCAGCACAGCCAGCACCCCUCUCAACAUGGACAGCAGCAUCAGAGCCUCUCCCACCAGCCCCAUCCUACUCAGCAACAGAUGGCCUGCAACACAGGUUUACUGUCUGACUGGUACCCAAAUCUGGAUGCAUUGAAAGAAAGUUGUCGUAUUGCCAGCAGCUAUAACUGGGCUGAUGUUGACCUUUCACCUUUCCAAGGGUUGAGAGAGAGUAUGAGACAAGCAGAGCUGAACAAUUGGUGCCUUGAACCCACCCAGAUCGCAGACCUCUGCUCGUCCAUCAACCAGUUUUUUGCCCGCACUGGUGUAAUUCAGCCACAGGGGGCAGUGCAGUCUCCCGUUUGCCAUGGAUCCAUGCACACCAACAAACCCAGCCAGCACCUCAACACAGGAAAUCUUUACAUGGACUCGAGACAGAGCAUGUCCAUGAUGGGUCCUCCGGGAUAUCCCCACAUGCCCCCUAUGAGCAGCACAGGACCCACUAUGACAGGACACCAUGCACAGAUGAACCAGCAGCACAUGAUAUCUGCCAGAAACUUCGCGAUGCCUCGCAUGCCAGCUGACGACAUCCAGGAUGAUUUUGACUGGGACUCCAUUGUCUAGCCGCUAAACUUCUUUUUUUUCCCCCCUUUUUUUUUCUUUUUUCUGCAAACAAAUGGGCGUGAGUAGAGGAGGUGGAAGCCAGAGGAAUCAAGGCUGAGCUGAAAGGGCCGCAGGUGGAGGAAGCCACUCUGUGAUGCAAAGCAUUUGGACAAGUUUUGGAGAAAUACAGACUUCAGAGUCCUGACGGUUUUACAAAAGCAAAACAUAACCAGAAAUGUUACUUUGAAGACAAUCAUAUUUAGUCGGACAUGUUAAAGUGAUUGCUUACAAACUUGAGAGACAAGUAGACACAUUCACGUCUAAACCACAUGCUCCUCAGCCAGCCCUCCCUCAUCCCCAGCGAUCAGCCUUCCAAAGUCCAACCGCUCUUCCCCCCCGACCCCCUCUGCUCCAUAACUGUUAUGUGAUUUGAGCAACGUGUUCAGCUUGUAAUUCUUCUCGUGUUGGCCUCAGCUGCCUCUUGGAUGAGUUUCUUUUUUCUUUUUUUUUUUUUCUUUUUACACAAAAUUUGUUUUGUACUUUUGUUUUUAAGAAACACAGGCCGUCUCUGUGAGUACUGGGAUGAUGCUCGUUGGUCACCUUUGGGAGGAAGCAGGCCCCGUCGUGGCUGAAUUGGUGGUAAAGUCAAGUUUACAAAAGCUGAGGAUAUAAACAGGGUGUUAAAUCUGUAACAAGUCAAAAAGAUCACACAGAUUAUUGCGAUGUUAUCCUAGUAAAUUAGUGUGAUCUGUCUCUUUGCAGAAGAGUUCUUAUGAGAGUACUCCCACUUUCUUUUUUCCUCUUUCUAAAGCACUUCAAAAUGGAUGAGUUCAAUGAUGGCAAGCAGAUGAAAGCAGGAAAGAUAAAGAUUUGAAAAUUAAUUUUACCCAAGGUAACUUGGGGUUUUGGCUCUCUGUGUGCAACAUGUUAUUUGCUCCACCAGUCACAAGCUGUUAUGAUUUUAACUUAGCUUUUUAAAGUUUAGUUUGUUGGGUAGAAAACUAUUGAUCAUGAAACGAAAGUACCCACACACCAAAUCUAAUUCCUGUAUUGUGUAAAUAUUCAUUUAUACAGUUACAAUCCAGAUUAAAUCCAAUAAAUAUUAGCAGUGACCAAACAGAUACAGCCACAGUCGAGUCUCGCUGGCAUGAAAUAUUACAACAAGCUAAAAAUUUAAAUGAUGCAACAGAAGGAUAAUGCAAAAAUAAAUCUGAUGCAUAUUUAGGGGUUUCGUUUAAUGAUCAGUGGAACUUACACAUAUCAGAUGUAACAUUAUGACCGUCUGCCUGAGCAGGUCCUCUUCGUAUCACCAAAAGAGCUCUGACCAGUCAGGGUGUGGACGAAGAAUCCUGUUAGUGGUUUUAAUGUUGUGGCUGAUUAUUUUACACCACAGAUAUAAGUUCUUUGUAAUGGCAGUCAUAAAGGCACAAGUACGCAUGCCUGUGUACAUCAAAGUGAGGUUUUGAUGCCGGCCACAGGGUUUAUUAUCAGAUCUGAAAUUUAAGCUGUGGACAUUACUCCUUUUUCUUUUUUUUUUUUUUUUUUGCUUUUAUCACUGCCCAAUGUUUAGUUGUGAUAGGUGGCAUAUGUAUUAUGCUGUUAUACAAUCACAACAGAAAACAAUGACUCACUCAGUGCAUAUGUUGUGUGUGUGUGUGUUUGUUGAACAUAUGGUGUGUGUGUGUAUUUUUGGUUUAUUCUAAUUUUAGGGCUAUGAUUGAUUGCUGCAAUCAUCUCUAUGCUAUCUAUGAGCACAAAAGCAGAUGCACAUGGUGAUGAGAGAGUAGAUCUGAGACCUGCGUUAUGGUGGAAAAGAGUUCCUCAAGCACAGAACAGGGUGAUGAGUUCCAGAAACCUAUCCUCUGUCUCCUGUACAAGUGGCUCCACAAUCAGACAGGUGCUGACCUUAAGAGACACUAUGUUUUUUUUAACAAAAAUAAUAAUAAUAAUAAGCCCUUUGCACACUUGUACUUUUUGUUUACUUAACCUUAAGAAGAAAAGCACCUCCUGACUAUACAAGGCUAAUCGCACAUAAUGAUUCAGCCGUGUUCAUUUAUGAAUCAUUUCACGUAGUCAAACGAGGUGUUGUCUGUAGUCAACAAUGACCAGGAUUGUUUUCUCUGUGCAGUAUUGCUGGGCUGUUUGUGGUGCUCUGCAUCUGUGAAACUGUGUUUGUUUGGAGGUAUAGAACAAUAUUUUAGGAAAUAUUACCUUUAAAACCAGAAAAAGAUAAACUGAUGCCUCCAUCAUGUCUGUAUGGUAAACAUGAAGCUGCAGCCAGAAGUCAGUUAACAUAGCAUAAAGACUGGAAACAAGGAAACACACAGCUCCUAUCAGCAAAUAUGCAUCCCACACACAGUGCAGCCUAAUAUUGAACACAUUAAGUGUUAAGUUUAUUGACUUGAGAUUAAUUUUUGCACAUUUAAAAACAAAUAUGAAUAUGAUUAGCCUAUAUUGUUGGUUUGACUUUAUGAUGUACAUAAAGCAUAGAAAAGAUUCAUUCUUUUGCCACAAUUCUUCGUUUCAGUAGCAGUCUCACUGGGAUUCUUGUCCCACCCUCCUAAGGUUAAAUGUUCCUCCUCUUAAAUGUUUCACUGUAAACAUAAUAGUAUAAUUUAAACUAAUCACAGAUGCCAAACAAAGCAUUUUGAAACGCUAGUGCUCCCUGUCACUCCUAUGCCUCAGAAUGGUCUGCUCUGUCUGCCAUUCACACCCUCCAGUUAGUGUCUUUGGACGGGUGUCAAUGGGGGCUGACGCUGUGAGUACCCACUUUUCAAAGGUGAAAUUAAAAUGAAAAAUGUCAGACAUUUUCUUUUUACUUUCUUCGCUCAGUAUAAUAUGAUAAACUGCUCAUUUUUUGCUCUGUUGUUGCGAAACAUCAACCUUUUGGUUAUUUUCACCUUUUAACUCUCCCACAAGUGGUGCUAUGAAGUAUUUGUUAAAAUGAAACUCAUGUCAGCCUAAAGUCAACAUGUAUAGUGCAAUUAGAAGAACUAAUCUCAGUAACUAAAAAGAAAACCUCAAGUUUCAUUUGUUCAACUUUUUUAGCUGUUUCAUAAAAUGUUUUUACCUGACGGUUUCCAGUCUUUAUGCCACACAAAGACACAUAAAGACAUGAACGAGGACGUAAAGUUUUCAUCUGAUUCAACUAAUUUUUUAGUUCCUUCAGAGUGCUUUAGUCACUGGGGACUCCAGUUGUAGCCAUAAGUUUAAUGAUUUAAUGUUCAGAUGACAAUCAUGAAUUCUUUGAUUUGCUUUCUUUAUGUUUUUGUUUUUACACAAUAUUUAGCUGUUGUGAGAAACGGCACUUUCAAGUCUCACACCGUUAUAUUGAACAUUGUAGAACCACACUUCUGAUCAUUUAGGAGGUUAUUAGGAGCUUCAUUCAGCCCAUCUUAUUUUUCUUUUACUGUAAAUCUUUUGUUAGACUGUCCAAAGUUGCAGUGUGCAGGAAAAGUCAAGUUCUCUUCUUUAAGCUUAUGAUACUGCCAUUUUCAUUUGAGUUUUUUUAUUCAGCUGAUUAUUUAGUUUUUCUUGCCAAUCAUGGCUGUCCAUUUCUGCACCUUUCUUGCUGUGUUUUGUCUGUUUAUCGAGUAUCCACUACUUGCGAAAGACUGCCUCACCUGUGGAUGUCAGCCAUUAAUUUUUAAAGUUUUUUUUUAACUGCCAGGAUUUCACCAUAAGCACUCAGACAGGAGUUAAUCAAAUUGUGACCCUUCUGGGGAGAGUGUGGGCCAAAGAACUGCAGCAAAAAGGAGAACCUGUGUGCUUGUUGGGACUUUUAUGAAGAUGAAAUGGAGAGCAUCUUGCCAGUCCUGGUUGGUGUGAUGUGUUUCAGCUCUUCCAGGUGAAGACUGUGAACAAACAAGCUACCGCAUGACCACAUCAGCCCACAGGGAAAACAGAAGAAUUGAGAUAACUGAUGCAGCUUAAAGGGAAGAAGGUGAAGACGACUGGAUCACAGUUUUACAUUACGUCUGUGUGUGUGUGUGUGUGUGUGUGUGUAGGUGUGAGUGUGGGUGUGUCGUGGAAGCUUAAAUUCUUAUCUUUUUUUUUUCCCAGAUGAACAUUUGUUUUUAAAUACAGCUGGACAUGUACCUGCCAGAGAGAUUACUAUUAUUAUUGGGGGAAAAAAGAAAAAAAAAUCUUGUUACAAUAUGGGAGAGAACUGCCAACAUCUACUGCUGAUUGGGGCCUAUUUUAUUCAGUGCUGGUUUGUUGUUGUGCUUGUACAUAUGUGUCUUUUCAAUCAUCCUUUUUUAUCCUGUGGGGGGUGGGGUAUCCAGGCAGCGGGUUGGUCUUACUCACAAAAGAGAGGAGGGGAAAAGAAUAGAGUAUUUUGUUAUUGUUCAAUCAGAGGGUGACAAUAUGUAUAUAUCUAUAUUGUAUAUAUGUGAUGAAAAUGCAUUGGCUUUUUGUGUGACACUACCUUCUACCUGUACUAUGGUUCUACAUUCAGUGUUUCAGUGUUGAUAAUAUAUAUUUGGUUUGUGUUUUUUCAGUUUUUUUGAUUUUGUCUUUGUCAUUUCUUGUACUUUUUUUCUCCUUUUUGUCUUUUUUUUUGUUUGUUAAUUGCACGGUUUAUUUUGUUGUUGAAUGAGGUGACACAGCUACUCUUUGUAUUCGUUUAGUGCUGUAAAAUAACUCAAGUGUUAUUAGAAUUGUGGAUACCACCGCCCACCCCACCCCCUUCCCCAAUAUGCAUGAAUGGCACUUAAAUAAAAUAUGGUAACUUCACUGUG
Molecule: messenger RNA, 6988 nt
Organism: Melanotaenia boesemani (Boeseman's rainbowfish)
Lineage: Eukaryota; Metazoa; Chordata; Actinopteri; Atheriniformes; Melanotaeniidae
Gene: foxj3
Product: forkhead box J3
Exons: 12
Coding region: 411-2267 (618 amino acids)
Biological process (GO): regulation of transcription by RNA polymerase II
Cellular component (GO): nucleus
Molecular function (GO): DNA-binding transcription factor activity, RNA polymerase II-specific; RNA polymerase II cis-regulatory region sequence-specific DNA binding
Source: RefSeq, a predicted model, not a curated record